UGGUCAAUAUGACACAAAAAUCUAUACUUCACCUUGUUCAAAUCGUUAAGAACGACUUGAGGGUUGUAUUGGAUAUCGCUCCGUCCCAAAGAGAAGGUCGCAGGUGGCUACACGUGAAUUGUUCAGACUACUGGGUAGUGAGUAGCAUUAGCACGGGAUAUGGUAAUUCCUUCUUUUAUCCUGAACUAUCUUGAACCAGGAUCUAAAACUGUGCAUCACGCGUGAUCCACGCGCAAUAAAGCGACAGAAUCUGUUUAAAUGUGGCCGGAUUGCUUUUCCUCCGAUAGAUAUCCAUAUUGUUCUGAAAUAACUUUUUGCUCCUAGACUGGCAGGGACAAACUAAUUCAUGAAUUUUGAAAUUAUUUGGAACAUUUUAAAACUGUUUUCGGGGUUAAUGAAAUGGUGAUGGAUUCAAAAAUGCGUCCAAGAAAAUUCUAUAGGACAGGGAGAGGGUUUAUCAUUGCCAGCCGUUUAUCAGCUUCUCGGAACAAUGAAGUGAACGACGGUAUGCCGUACAAACCACAUCAGAAUAAAAAGUCGUUAUCACGACUUGCGUUGUCCAGUGAAAAGUCUAAUAACACAAAAGGACCGCUUUCAGACCUUGAGGAGGAAUUCAUUUUUGCUGCGGAGUUCGGGGAUAUUCCGACCGUAAAACGGCUGCUGGAGGAACACCCUAACUUUAACGUUGAUUUUAACGACAUUCUUGGGCGCACUCCUCUCCGUUUGGCUGUGGGCAACGAACACUUGGAGGUUGUUGAAUUGCUGCUGGAUCGUUCUAAUGCUGCCAGUAUUCACGAAGCUCUUCUGCAAGCCAUUAGUGCUGGACAUGAACAAAUUGCAGAAACCAUACUUAAACACCCAAAGUACAAAGACGUCAAACGUGAAAAUAAACGCUUCGGCGAGACAGAUUAUUUUUUCAAUACAACAAGCGAAGAUUCGCCGUUUUCCUCUGACAUUACUCCACUGAUUCUGGCCGCUGAGAGGAACCAAUUUGAGAUCGUCCAGCUUUUGUUAUUACGUGGCGAGACAAUCAGAAAGCCUCACCAUUAUUACUGUAAUUGUCAGGAGUGUAGCAACAAACUGGUAUUUGACCAGCUACGAUUAGCCAAAACGAGGCUAAAUGCCUACAGAGGGCUAGCCAGUAGCGCCUAUAUAUCCUUAUCCAGUAACGAUCCUAUUUUGACCGCCUUUGAACUAGCUAGAGAACUUAGAUGUGUUGCAAAAGUGGAAAAAUAUUACAAGAGUGAUUAUUUAGCAUUAGCAGAUCAAUUAAGUGAGUAUGUAGUCCGGUUAUUGGACAAGGUCAGAGGUCAUGAUGAACUGGAAAAACUUCUCAAUAAAAGAAAACGCGAACCUGAUGACGAAACGUAUGAACAACUGUCUCGGCUGAAGUUGGCAAUCCACUACAGCGAGAAAAAAUUUGUGGCCCACGCUAGUUGCCAACAGAAGCUGGUUAGUAUAUGGUAUAACGAUCUGAGGGCCAUGGAGCGUUCCAACUGGUUUUUCCGGUCCCUUAUUGUCCUCGGGGUCACAUCCGCCUAUCCCUUAUUAGCCAUUCUAUACAUUUUUGCGCCUCAUUCUAAGAUCGGACGUUUUCUCCAGUACCCCUGUAUCAAGUUCAUCGGUCACGCCAUGUCUUUUGUGACCUUCCUGGUCAUGAUUCUGAUCUCCAGUGCGGAGGGCACCACAGACCUCAGUCGGAUGUCGUCAUUUCCGGGACCUUACAGACACUACCUCUGGUACAAAAACCACAGCAGACUGACGCUGCCUGAAGACUUCGUGGUUCGAACGUGCCGACCGGAAGUUAUACAAAUAGGACUUAGUUUGUGGAUAAUAGGCAUGCUCUGGCAGGAGAUUAAGCAGGUGUUCAGUGAGGGCCUGUACGGCUACUUUGACUCCCUGUAUAAUUACCUGGACGUGGCCGUUCUCACCUUGUACCUGUCCUCCUUCACCUUAAAGUACGUCUGCAUCUGGAAGGUUAAUGUUGCAUUACAAUAUUUUGAGACUCGAGAACCCUGGGAGAAAUUACUUCUUAGUGACCAGACAGCAGCAAAGCAAAUGUACUGGAUCAUUGCAGACAGGUUUUAUUGGGACUCCCUUGACCCCCACAACAUCGCAGAGGGACUGUUUGCCAUUGCGAAUGUCAUCAGCUUCACUAGGGUCUCCUACAUCCUACCAGCCAAUGAAAUGUUCGGUCCUAUGCAAAUCUCAAUAGCCCGGAUGAUGACGGACAUCAUCAAGUUCUUGGCGAUCUUUCUGGUGAUCCUGGUUGCCUUUAUGGUCGGUUUACACAAUCUUUACUGGUACUACCCAAAACAAGUUCGGGAAAAAGUAGAGUUCAUCAAUCACAACAUUACAGUCAGGGCGGAGGAAUCUUUUGGAAUACCGGACAAGACCGUUCGGACUGUAUUCUGGUCACUGUUUGGGCGCGGGGAUGCAACUAUAGUAGAGUUAGACGAGUUUGAACACAUCUUCACCCAGUACGUGGGCUACUGGAUCUUUGGUGCCUACAACUGGUGCAGUGUCAUCGUUCUACUCAACAUGCUCAUUGCCAUGAUGUCCAGAUCAUUUGAACUCAUUCAGGAAGACUCGGACACCGAGUGGAAAUUCGCUCGUAGUAAGUUAUACAUGGACUACAUUAAAUCAGGAGCAACGUUACCCAUUCCAUUCAACAUGAUUCCCACACCUAAGUCAGUCUGGAAGCUAUGCUCAAAAUUAAGUAUCUGUUUCUGUAAGGGGGAGGCAGGGGAUGCAAGGCCCCACCCCGGGAGGAUCAAGGACGUGGAGCUGUACGCCACUAGUCCCACCACAACGAAUUCAGGGUGGAAUGUUGGACGUUCCGCACAUAAAGCAAACGGCAUCAAGAGAUUCCGAGAGAGAAUGCAGACGACAAAUGGAUUUGUCAGGAGUGAUUCGGACCAUAAUCUGUUUGAGGAAAAAUUAACAUAUAAAAGAGUAAUGAAAAGAAUUGUCAAACGAUACAUAUUUGACAUGCAGAGAGAAAACGAUAGUAACGAUGAUUUCGAUGAAGUUAAACAAGAUAUAUCAAGCUUCCGGUAUGAGAUUUUAAAUCACUUACAAUCUCGGGAAGACGAGAGUCGAGAAUGUCGAGAGAAGAUCACCAUGAUGGAACAGAAACUGAGUGACCUGGUUCAGCAACAAACUGUGCUCCUUAAUAAGCUAUGUCAAACUAACUCCGACGACUCUAGUCAAAAUGGCGAACAAUCUGGUGAUGUUCAUAGAAAGAAAGAUGAAAGUGAGGAUAAUGAAGGCCUCGCAGCGCCUCUGUUGUCAGAAAGUGCUUAUUCUUCAUUAGAUGAACCGUCGUUGGAGGACGAACUCUUGCAGCAAUUAUCAAUGUCCAGGAAUCAGUAUUUGGAGGAUAUUCCGGAAGAGGAAGCGACGUCACAGAGGGAGGAUAGGCGUCUUAAGGUCAGAGUUCGCUCAGAGAGUCAGGACACCAAUACGUCACCAAGGUUAUCACGUCAACAGUCACUGGAUGAUGAAAACUACUCUAUUGACGACAUCAUCGUUCAUGUGUUGAAUGAACAUGACGUCAAAAACGCGUCGGAUGCCAAACUGUGAUAUUUGUAACCUUUUAACGUGUUCAUGAAUCCCUCAUUCGUUGUUUAAUUUGAGUUAUACAUUCGAUAUUGCAUCGAUAUCAGAGAACAUGAUUAUGUCUGUCUAUUUUAUGUUAACAAUGUACGAUUAUAUCAUUAAAUUUACAUUCAUUUUAAGUAUCAUAAUGAUUUCCUCUAUUUCUUACGGAAAUUGAUUGUAUUUCACAGCUCUAUAGAUAUGAACAGGACUGAAAUCUACGUGAUCCAGUUCGAGAAAGUUUUUCAAUCGAUCGAAACCAUUAGCAGACUAAGAAAAUCAAAAAAUAUGAUUACUGAUGAUGUCAGAUUCAAAUGCAAAUUCCCAUAUAACAUGACCUGGCUCUUUCAAUUACAUUAACAAUAUAUU
This is a messenger RNA of Magallana angulata, 3969 nucleotides long. Its product is annotated as short transient receptor potential channel 7-like. Gene Ontology annotation, cellular component: membrane; cation channel complex. Gene Ontology annotation, molecular function: store-operated calcium channel activity; inositol 1,4,5 trisphosphate binding; protein binding. Lineage: Eukaryota; Metazoa; Mollusca; Bivalvia; Ostreida; Ostreidae. The transcript is spliced from 16 exons. Bases 400 to 3585 code for a protein of 1061 amino acids. The record is from RefSeq and is a predicted model, not a curated record. Gene Ontology annotation, biological process: calcium ion transmembrane transport; regulation of cytosolic calcium ion concentration; manganese ion transport.